UGCCUUUUCAGUGGAGAUGUACCAAGCAAGGUGAAAGAAGCUGCAGCAUUCCCCAGCAGCAAGCAGACUGCCUUAAAGAAACAGUUUCCAGCCCUUUGAUAUUGGCUUCAACAUUCCAGAUGGCAGAGAAGCCUAAAUUUUGUCCAUGUGACCUUGGAGAUGUGUUUGAUUAUCAACCUCUUGGAUGUGAAGUGUCAAUUGAGCAUAUUAAGGCCUAUGUGAAGAAGCCCUCUUUUCAGACCGAUGCAGCUGUACUUGUGAUUCAUGACAUAUUUGGAGGGCAACUCCCAAAUACUAGAUAUAUUGCUGAUUUGCUUGCUUCCAAUGGAUACAUUACAAUUUGUCCAGACUUUUUUAGAGGAGAACCUUGGAAACCAUCUGAUGAUAUAUCUAAAUUAAAUGAAUGGCUAAAAACACGAGAUCCCAAAAAAAUAGAUAGGGAAAUCGAUGUGGUCUUGAAAUAUUUGAAGGAAGAAUGUAAUGUGACGAGGAUAGGUGUCAUUGGCUUCUGUUGGGGUGGAUCUGCUGUACAUCAUUUGAUGUUGAACUAUUCUAUUUUUUCUGUAGGCGUGUCCAUCUAUGGAGCUGUCGGUUUAAUGGAGGACAAUUUCAACCUGAAAAAUCCCACAUUUUUCAUUGUUGCAGAGAAGGAUGAGUACAUUCCUCUUGACAAGUAUACUCAGGUAACAAAGAAGUUGGAACAGCAAUGUAAAGUUGAUUUUGAAGUGAAAAUAUAUCCUGGGCAGACACAUGGCUUUGUACACCGCAAGAGAGAAGAUAUUAAUCCUCAAGAUAAACCUUACAUUGAGGAAGCGAGGAGGGAUAUGUUGGCCUGGCUGUGUAAAUAUAUUUAGUAAUUGGUGUACUCAAUCAAAAUAUGAAAUAGAGUUUUCAUUGGUGGAAAAAAGUAAUGCUAAAUGUAUCUUUAAUACCAAGAUGUAAGCUGUGAGUACUUAAAUGCAUACUUUGCUCUGCUAUAAGCAAAUGUCUACAGCAAUAAUGUCUCAGCUGCCGCUUGGAACAAUCUCCUCCUCUAGAUCGCAUACCUACCAGAAUCAGGUUUAAGAAUGGAAAUAUGGUUCUUUGUUCAUACAUGCAAACUUGUUUUAUACUUUUCUCUCCAAUACCAUGCUGUCAAAUCAGCAAACAAACCAAAUACGAUAUGGCAACUUUGGUCAUGGACUAUCACCUGAAUUACAGGGGCCAAUCAAUAUACUAAGGUCUCCCCAUAAUUACCUCAUAGGAACUGUACUAGAAGGACACAAGUUUAAGAAUUAUUAUGGCUUGAGAAAAUGGAUCUUGGGACUCUAUUGCAAGGCAAUGACUUUAACAUUUUUCAAAAAUUUCUUUAGAGUAAGAAUUAUUCAUAAAACACAACAGAGCUCUUUGGGUUAUCUAUGAUGUACACAUUUAAAUCUUUCAUAGAGCUCCUACCAUGUUCCCCUGAAAAUAAGACCCUGUCUUAUAUUUUUUUCAACUCUGAAAUAAGUGCUUGGCCUUAUUGCCAUGUGCUCAAAAGCCUGAUUGGGCUUAUUAUCAGGGGAUGUCUUAUUUGGGGGGAAAUAGGGUAGAUGGAAACUAUGAUACUGGGUUAUUUUAUGUUCCUAACAGUUAAAAUGUGGAGAUAUUUUAAAUCUGUUUUCCAUGCUGAUUCCUUCAUUCAAUAAAAUUUUAAAUUUUGAUGUCA
This is a messenger RNA of Pantherophis guttatus, 1687 nucleotides long. Its product is annotated as carboxymethylenebutenolidase homolog. Lineage: Eukaryota; Metazoa; Chordata; Lepidosauria; Squamata; Colubridae. The record is from RefSeq and is a predicted model, not a curated record. Gene Ontology annotation, molecular function: hydrolase activity.